Fusarium subglutinans is the source of this 2325-nucleotide messenger RNA. RefSeq lists its product as uncharacterized. The coding region runs from base 1 to 2325 and encodes 774 amino acids. The transcript has 3 exons. The record is from RefSeq and is a predicted model, not a curated record. Lineage: Eukaryota; Fungi; Ascomycota; Sordariomycetes; Hypocreales; Nectriaceae.
AUGGACAACCUGUACAGUUCUGCCCCUGAGUAUUUGGGCAACACUAUAUCAGAUAUCAACCAACAGGUUUUGAAUGGUAUGGGUGAUGAGUACAAUUACGACGCACUUUUCAACGUACCGUUAUCAUCUGAAGAUUAUAUCAACUCGUUCGACUUUGGAGAACUCCAGGACGUGGCUCCGAAUAAAGUCCAGGAAGACGCUCAGCUUCCCAUUGAUCCUAGACUUGUGUCGACCGCCGACACUCCCGCCACAUUCGAUCUAAACUUCAUGUCGAAUAUGCCCAACGACAUGGGAGCUCCAAAGCCUCAUCAGCUACAGGACCCAGUUCCCAUGCCAAAGACAUCUUUGGCGCAGCAGCCCCAACCAGUUCAUCAGCCUUUGGCACUACCCAGCGUGCCUGUAGUGAAGAACGCGGCCUCCAGUAGAGGUUCUCAAAGCGUGGAUCUCGCACCAAGUGAUCAAUUUCCACUCUUUAACACUCGUGGACAAAGAAACUCGCACAUUCCGCCCAAUUACAACGCCUACAAUUCCUAUCAACCUAGUUAUCGUUAUCCGGACAAUGGUAUCCAAGGGAUCUACGGCCCUCAGGCUAUGGCGCAGUAUCCCCUUCAAUCUCCAGUCGCAAUCAAAACUCAGUCUAUGCACAACAUAAUCCAAGCAGCUCACCAGGCUCGUCGGCCACCUCAACAAAGGAUUCAGCAAGAACCAUCCCAAGAACCAGAUGGACGGCCAAUUUGGUUGCAGACACCUCCUAAGCGAAAGCGAAAUGUUGCAUUUGACGACGAUGAAGACUCCGACCUGGAAGUUCCCCAGAGGAAGCCCGGUAGAAAGGGGCGAACCCUAAAGACUAAACGUGGAAGGGAUAAGGAUUUCGAGAUUGGAAUCAAGAUGUAUGGAAUGUUCCGCUUCCCGGAAUUGGACUGGGUCUCGCGCAGAAGAUUUAAAUUCCUGUACCUGCCCACAGGACAGUUGGAGAAGAAGAUUCUAUUCUCGGCCGAGGACUUGAAGGACUAUAUCUACAACUGUCCUCGGAAUCCAAGGCUAUGGAUCCAACAAAAUCCAGCGCAGUGCACAGAACGAACUAUCGAUGCUGACACCAUCUGUCGAUACGAGAACUGCCCUGAUGCAAACCACACGAUUCGACCUGGCUGGUGCCGCGUGGCGUUCGACGAGUUUUAUCAGCAUACUUCGUGUGGUCAGAAGGAUCCUUUCAAGAUGGCUGGUGUUAUGCACCUUUGGUGCUUCGAGCAGUGCAUCGACCCUGUAGAGGUGAUGGCAAAUGGGAAGAUGGUGCCAGAUGAUCGUGACGACGAGCAUCUCAUUAAGGAAAAGUCGAACAAAAUGGCCAUCACUCGUGAUUCUGACACAACAAUCGUUAAGCAUACUAUCAGGCCUUGGUUCAAAAUGCGUGCAGGUCAACCACUACAAGCUCCUUACUCGAACUACGAGGAGUCUCUCUCCUACGCGCUUGUCAAGCACCAUCUGGAUCAUCAAGUCGGUGCUCGUCAUAGGAGUCGCGGUGGUCGCAACAAGGAUAGGCCAGAAAGCGAGUUGAAGACCAUUGACGUUCACCUGGGCCGCCUCGACUUCUGGGCCGCUCGCGACACUGCUUCCAGGAAGAAGAGAUCGUCGAAGCAUUCUCGUGCUUCUGUGCCUGAGCCUGAGCAGUUGCAUAUUCCGGCGACCUCCAAUGGACUUCUUUCUACACAAAAGUCUGCGGAACUGACACCACAUGGCUCGACAAAGAACUUCAGCGAUGUGCUGUCGAGCAUUGCCGUUGCCAACAACUAUGAGUUUGAUUAUAACAAACUCGUGCCCGAGGCGAAGAAGGAGAAGCAGCCAUUGAAGCUCGAGGAUAGCUCAAAGUGGUCUCAGCCUGCCGCAGGGGCCCAAAGAAUAUCAAUCAGUGAUAUUCUAUCCCCCAGUGUCCUCCUAGAGCAGGAGGACGUUGCGCAACCGAGUUCCAAAGCAGAGGCUGGUCGCAAAGAUCAGCCCGUCUCGCCCCUACGACGAAGCCCACGCUUCUCGGCUGGGAACAUUCGUGACUCUAUUCAGGUCGAGACCAAGGCCACCACUUCCCCAGCAAAGACGCAAGCCUCUGGCUUAGUGUUGCCUGAGACCACUAGAAAAGAAUCCCUGGCUCUGCCAUCUACACCAGAAGCCCAGAGAGCUGCUUCGGGGAGCGACGCCAGUCUUUUCGGCUCGACUCCCGCCCGAUCAGCAAAGGACAAACCCUCUCAAGAGGGGUCUGGUGGCUCUGGCGAAGAAGCUCAGGCCUCACCUUUGAGGAGAAGCAGCCGAGUGAGCCUUAAGAAGAAGACUUGA